UGUUAUGUGUGUAAAUGACCUUCAUCACUCUUUACUCAGGCGCAAGUGUGAUACCCUCAUGGAUAUGGAUAUCAUUGAGGGGUUGAAUGAAGUGCGUCCUGCUGUGUACCGCACUGCAAUGAAGCUCCGCUCCUUACAGAAACUCUGCCAUAUGCAUGUUGUGACACUGCGGGAGCUCAUCCCAGCCCUGUGCUCUCUGGGCGGAGCCCGGGACACUGGGGCGGGGCUUAGUGAACAGGAAGUGAGACAGUGCACAAACAGGAUGUUCCAAAGCGUGUCACAGGAAGUACCUGGGCAGGUGUCGGCAGAGGCGCCAGAACAGACUUGCAGACUGCUGUACAGAUUGUUUGACCGGGGACAGACUGGCGCUGUCUGCCGCAGGUCAGUUGAAGCCGCUCUCAUCUCUCUCUCAGCAGACACACUCUCAGCCAAACACAAGGCUCUGGUUCGUCUGGCAGAGAGGUGCAGUGGGAGAGAGAGCGGUACGGUGAGCAGGAGUGGUCUCAGAGUCGUACUCCAAGACCUCAGCCAGGUGCCGGCUGUAGUGCAGGAGAACCAUGUGUUUGGCUCAGCUGAGACAGCCGUUCGUUCCUGCUUCAGUGGGGUGGUGAGUGCGUGUGUUUGUGAGGAGCAUGUCCUCUCAUGGCUGCAGUGUGAGCCCUGUCUGUUGCUGUGGCUCCCCACCCUGUACCGCCUGUCAGUCAGCGAGAACGUCACACACUCCGUACGCUGCCACACCUGCAAGGCCUACCCCAUCACUGGACUUAGGUAUCGCUGUAUGAAGUGUGUGAACCUUCAUCUGUGCCAAACCUGCUUUCUGACAGAGAGACACACAAAAAAACACAAGAGCUCCCACCCAGUGCUGGAGCACUGCACUCAGCCAUCCUGGAAAGAGUCCCUAACCUCAUUAGCAUACAGCGCCCGCCACGCCUUGUUACCACGGCGAUACACACACAGGGAGGCAGAGAGGAGAAGGGGCCUAAUCGGGGCGGAGUCACGAGGGGAGCCGCAGACGAGCUUCACUACACCUGACCCUUCACCUCAGUCUGCCGCUGAGGACAAACCGCCUGACGACAGAGCCCCUCCCACUAAUCCUCCCCAAUUGCUGGCCACACCCCCAGCUGUUAGGACCAGGAAGGCAUCUAAAGCCCUGCAAACUGAGGAAGAGCAGGAGGAAGCACAGCCACAGAGGAGAGACUCUGUCCUCAUUAAGGACAUCAGGGACCUGCAGAGGGACAAACGGCUGCUGGAGAAGGAGCUGCAGGUGUGGAGGGUAACGGUUCAGUCGGAGCAGGGCUCUCUGGAGGACCGCUGCUCUGAGAUGGAGGCCAACAUGGAAACUCUGAGACAACACAACCUCAGACUGCAGGACAUGAUCUCACAGGCUCUUAGCAUGUCAGGGACACAUGCUGACGUCAUGCCUCAUGCUAAUGUCAUCCCACAUGCUAAAUACAGGCCAGAGAGAGACAUAGCCUGUCCUGUAGAGUCCCAGAGCUCUGCAUCUUCCUCUGGAUCCACAGAAAGAGAAGAGGAGGAGGAGAGGGAAGAAAAGGCAAGGGAAGAGGAGGAAGAAUGUUGCACAGCAAAGAUGCAGAGGAAUGAGAUGAAGACAGAAGAACAGAGAGGUGAUGAUGAUGAAGAGGAGCAGACUGAGACUGACUCAGUCACAGAGACUCACACUCCCACAAUGCAUGGGAGAAUUACCUCUAACCCACAGCCCUGUGAUGGACAGGUCACUGGGCCAAUGAAAGACCAGAGUGUCUCUGAAGAGGAGUAUUCUGGGAUGUGUAGUUUAGUGGAGGAGGAGCGACUGUGUGAGCUGGUUCAACAACUAAUAAGUGAGCUGUCGCUACACACUCACACACAUAUAGACUGCAGACAGGAGUUGGAGUUGUUGGAGGCUGCAGAGGAAGUGGGGGAUUCUGUGUGUCAUCUCGUCUAUGCAGUGAACACACACUCCGUCCCAAACGCACACACUUCAUGCCCCAUCCUCCUACACAACCACAGGCCAGGGCAUGUAUCCAGAAGGCUUCUCUAGACUUUGACGCCUGAUGAUGUGAGUUAUUGUGUAAAUUCCAUACUUUCCUGUGUAUGAAACUGAUAUUUGUAUGAAGUACAGUUGUACUGAAAUGAUUCUGCUCUUUUAUUAGCGAAACCUAUGACAAAAUAUUUUAAUUCAUGUGCAUUAUUUAUUAAAUAAACAAGCUUUUGACAAAGUCCUUAUAAACGUAAAAAAAUAUCCUGAUUGUAAAAAAUAAAACUGAGAACCCAACAACCA
Messenger RNA from Salvelinus fontinalis (brook trout), 2278 nucleotides. RefSeq names its product dystrotelin (gene dytn). Gene Ontology annotation, biological process: synaptic signaling. Bases 5 to 2038 code for a protein of 677 amino acids. Gene Ontology annotation, cellular component: plasma membrane. The transcript has 14 exons. Gene Ontology annotation, molecular function: zinc ion binding. The record is from RefSeq and is a predicted model, not a curated record. NCBI's taxonomy places the organism in Eukaryota, Metazoa, Chordata, Actinopteri, Salmoniformes, Salmonidae.